UUUAUGACGUUUUUCUCGGAGGUUAUAUUGUAAAUAUGGCGCUCGCCAUUACUUGAGACGCAAGACGUAACAUUGACGACGCAAUAUUGGGACCCGCCGUGUUCCACAAACGUCGUGGAUUAUCGUCCGCUUUCAGAAGGGGUCCAAAAUGCCGUCAGGUCACUGCCGACGUCGUAUAUCAAUCACGACGCAAUUCUGUUCAGUUUGAGAUAAAGCGCGACGCAACACGACGUGAUGAAAUCUGUAUAUAAGUUGUUUUUGUUGUGCCUUAUUCUCGCCGUGCUCAUAAUACUGCUCAACGUGACCACCAAUUUCUCCAACAAGCUAUACGAUCAGCCACCCGCGAGCAGGGAGCGCCUGGCGCUCUCGAAGAAAUCCCCAGGAAGCCCGUCGACGAGCGAGGUGACGAUAUGCGUAGUCGUGUGCGGGGACAGGCUACACGAGGCCCUAACCAUGCUGAAAUCGGCACUGGUCUUCGCCAGCAGGCCGCUGCAAUUCAUAAUACUGGCAGAGCAGAAUCUGAUACCAGCCUUCAGCGAGAAGCUGUCGGAGUGGCGACUCAUAUCCAAUAAAACCUUUGACUUCCUGGUGCGACCCAUCACCUUCCCCGAUGGUAGCGAUGUGGUCAUGUGGAAGAAGUUGUUUAAGCCCUGUGCAGCUCAACGACUGUUUCUACCAACCGUGCUGAAUGAUACGGAUGCGGUGCUCUACGUAGAUACAGAUACCCUGUUCUUAGCGCCACCAGAGAAGGUCUGGGACAAUUUCAAGAAAAUGAACUCCAGUCAGUUGGCAGCUCUCAGUCCUGAGCACGAGGAUCCCAACACUGGAUGGUACAAUCGAUUCGCCAAACAUCCGUAUUAUGGCAAGCUAGGCGUCAAUUCAGGAGUGAUGCUGAUGAAUCUGACGAGAAUGAGGGAGUUCCGAUGGACAGAUUACGUAAUUCCUAUCCACAAGGAGUAUAGACUGAAGAUAACCUGGGGUGAUCAGGACAUUAUCAACAUAAUAUUUCAUUACCAUCCAGAAAAACUAUACGUAUACUCAUGCCGGUACAACUACAGGCCCGACCAUUGCAUGUACAUGUCAGUAUGCGCAGAAGCGGAGAGAGAAGGUGCUCUGGUGUUGCACGGUUCCCGCGGUACGUUCCACUCGCAAAAACAACCACCUUUCAAGGCCGUGUACCGGGCCAUGCAGGAAUAUCAAUUAAACAUGGAUCCGUACGAUGAGCUGCUUGUGCCGAUGAGGAAUUAUCUGAUGAUGGAAGACAAAUCGAAUUGUGGCCGCGUCUCAAAGGUGUUCAUCAUUCAACCAGAGCUACACCUAGCUGCCCACAAUAUUCGAGUGGUGCUGGGCGACCGACGCUUAUCUUUGGAGUACUUGGCUUUUAGGCAGGAUAUCUCUUGCGAUGUUAAUGUAUGGGAUACAUUUAACGAGAACUAUCACCUGUUUUGGGAUUCAAAGCUCCUAAGAUUAUUAAUAAUGAUAGAAAGGCUGAAACUUGAAAGAAGAAUCAAUAAUGUCGAUUAUACUUCCGAGGAACAGGCUUUCAAAAUGCAUUUUGAAAGUCUGCUCCUCGAAUUGCGAAUUGAAGAUUCAGCCAAUCAGAACAAAAUGGAUUAA
Cyphomyrmex costatus is the source of this 1617-nucleotide messenger RNA. It is a transcript of the gene shams, whose product is annotated as glucoside xylosyltransferase 1 shams. The transcript has 4 exons. NCBI's taxonomy places the organism in Eukaryota, Metazoa, Arthropoda, Insecta, Hymenoptera, Formicidae. The coding region runs from base 235 to 1617 and encodes 460 amino acids. Gene Ontology annotation, biological process: protein O-linked glycosylation via N-acetylgalactosamine. The record is from RefSeq and is a predicted model, not a curated record. Gene Ontology annotation, molecular function: UDP-xylosyltransferase activity.